AAAUUCCUCUUCGAGAGCUUCCUCCAACUCCAGAGGGUCGCUACGUUAUAAGGAAGAAAUCUGUAGGCCAAAUUUGUACUCAAUUACAGAAGAUAGACAAGUCAAAUGGUCAAAUUUUAAUACAUGGUAUGGCUGGUAGUGGUAAAACAACAACUGUUUGCCAGUCUGUUAGACAAGCUAUUGCUGAUAUGGGCUUAUUUAAAUCAAAUGGCUGUUACUGGAUGAAAAUUGCAAAUAGCCGACUAUCCGAGACGCUAUUUAUUUUUGACGAUAUCUGGAAAAAGGAUCAUUACAAAUACUUAUCUUUUGCCAAGAAGUCAAUCUCUACUUCACGAUUUAAGUAUCGUGAAAAUGAGCUCGACCAUCACUGCAUCCGUUUACAGGAAAAUCUAACGUAUGAUGAAGCUAUAGAACUGCUUGCGUUACUUGCCGUUAACGAUAAUGCUCGGACAUUGCUAAAAAGUUCAGUUGUCGAGAAAGUUAUCGACAGUUGUCAAGGUUUACCAUUAGCUAUCACUUUAAUUGGCCAUCUUGGUUUAGAAACUGAGAAAGAAUGGAAUCGAGCAAAGGGUAUCAUUGCCAAAAAGUCUGCAGAUAUUGAAUUAGCUCAUUACGGUUUCAAUCUAUACGGGACUUUACAAUUAAGUGUUGAUUCUUUGGAAAAUGAGAAUAAACAAUUAUUUGAGCAACUAGCUGUAUUUAAGCGAGUCAGUAUUCCUAUUCAAUCUGUUGCAUCGUUAUGGAACUACGAUGUAAUCGAAGCUCGUCCUCUCGUAAAGAAAAUGCAUAACAAAUCAUUACUUACAUAUGAUGAAGAAAAUCAAUCGGCAUUUACUAUUUUCCUCUUCCCAUCUCAAGCGAUCUACGAAUCAAUCGGUAAGAAUGUAAGGGAUAAGUCUAUAUCAGUUUCGAAUCCCGAGUUUGAACCUUUGCGAAUAAUUGGUACUCAAAACAAUGCUAAAGAAGACUGCCAAAUUGUGAUUAAAGAUUAUCAAACAUCACAAACUGUGCUUGGAAUAUCAAAACCAAGCAUGGAUAUUGAAGAAGUUGAAAUCUCAGCUGACGGCCGGACUGCAGCCUUCAAGCAAAUUGGGAAAAAGGACAAGUGGAUCGUUUACGAUGUCGAUAAAAAUAAAGAAAUAUGCUUUGCCGGAAACGAUCAAGGGAACACUGACUUUGUUUCCGUACAAUUUUGCCCUGGUCAAUCUGAAACCCAAGUUAUUAUGACACUCUCUGAAGAUUUCCGUGAAGUUAAGAUUUGGAAGAUUGAGGGGAAUUGCAUUACAUCUGCAAAUAAGAAAAUAUCAUGUGAAUACGACAUAGAAUAUUGUCGAUGGGUACGAAUGCAAGAUAGUGUUUGUGUCUUGUUGUGGUGGAGAAAAUAUCGAAGUCGAGGGGAGUAUAAAGACUAUGUACCUGACGAUCCGGAAGAGUGGAUUAAUGAAUGUCAAAUUGAAAUGUGGAAUGCUCAGGAAUGGACUCGUCGAUCAUUCAAAGUACCUGCUUUCAUCGAUGCAAGGGAUGAAAGCAGGAAAUGGUACUUUGCUACCAAUGAAUUUCAACGUGGAUUGCCCUUAACGCACAUCAACAUCUACCGUGAUGAAACCUAUAUGAUAUUGUCAUACACCAGAAUUCUUAGAAGUACUGUUGGUCUGUUAAAAAUGGAAGAACGUAUCGAAUUUGAAAAUCAAUUUCGGCCAAUAUUACAUGAUAUGCUCCCUGACAAUAUUUUGGUAUCAGGCGAUCAGCCAAUGAUCACUAUUGACUGUACCAGUAGGAAACUCAUACUCAAAAUGAGUGGUGAUCAAGUCCAAUCUCGUGUUGAACUUGAUCAAUCUGGUCGAUCAAUGUUUAUUCCUGGUAGUAAUCGAUUGCUUAUUUAUCAUGCACGUAAUGUAUAUGAAUAUAAUUUACAAGGCGAUAAAAUUGCUUGGCGAGGUACCUCUCAAACACAAUCAUUUGAUCUUGAUAGACCCCAACGUAACCCCCAAACUGCCAUCAACAAUUUCGACCUGAUCGAGCGUCUAGGUAUAGAAGAUUAUGGAGAGUACAGGGAAUCAAUCAAUAGAAUACUUGAAGAAGAAUCGACUGCUAAAGAUAGGAUACGCUUCAGAUAUAGAAAGAAGGAUAACACACUCAUUCUCAUGGACAUAUUCUCCUCAUUCAAUAGCUGGAUAAUAACUAUUAACCUUACAACCGGAAUGAAGAGCGUUGAUCGACUGACAUGGAGUCAUCUAGUUGGUGUUGUGUAUGUUGAUGAUGAUUAUCUUUAUGUUUGGGAAAGAAAGGAAGAUGAUAGCUUGAAAUGUUACAAGUUUGGGGAUGGUGAAUAUCAAUUACUGCAAAACAUACCAUACCAAUGGGAGGAAGGAUUAAUCUGUAAAAUAAUGAUGAAUUAUAACCCUCAUAAGAUUGAACAUUCGCCUCUUCGGAUGAAGAAAGAAAAAUUAGUUGAUGUAUGGGGAGAGAAAGAUGCCGAAAUGAUUGCUAAUGUAUUAGCAAUGAUACUCAACCUAGAAGAAAAUAAAAAUUUACGCAUGAAAAGAUACAAAGACAAUAUCAAAUACUUCGAUAAUUUCGAAACACAAUUCUUCGACCAUGAAAAUCUAUGGUCGGACAAGCAGUUAAUCCUGUAUGAAAAUAGUUUCCAUCAAUGUAGUUUUAAUAUUUAUAACCCCCAAACACUACAGCUACAAAUCACUCUACCAUUUCAACCACACGAUCACUUCUUCAUAGAGGACAUGCAAUGGAAUCUUCAACACUCUGAACUCAUCAUCAAGGGUGAUAUGGAUUACUGCUUAGUAACCCACGUGAAAUAG
Messenger RNA from Trichoplax adhaerens, 2819 nucleotides. RefSeq lists its product as uncharacterized. The record is from RefSeq and is a predicted model, not a curated record. The transcript has 15 exons. Gene Ontology annotation, molecular function: ADP binding. NCBI's taxonomy places the organism in Eukaryota, Metazoa, Placozoa, Uniplacotomia, Trichoplacea, Trichoplacidae. The annotation marks the transcript as partial.